Molecule: messenger RNA, 1330 nt
Organism: Bactrocera dorsalis (oriental fruit fly)
Lineage: Eukaryota; Metazoa; Arthropoda; Insecta; Diptera; Tephritidae
Exons: 2
Coding region: 415-1032 (205 amino acids)
Source: RefSeq, a predicted model, not a curated record
UUAAGGAUUUUUUUGUAUUUUUGAAGGGUAUUGUAGCUUCGUUGCUCUAACUUUACCUCGUACGUUUCCGGCCAGCCAUGUUGCUGUUGUUGACAUUAUAAAUAGUUUCAAAAGACUUAAUAUGUUUAUAAGGUCUGACAAAUUAUGAUAAAGCCUAGCUUAACUUAUCUUCACCACGCAUGGUUUACUUGUCGAUGGGCUCAUAUAUAUUUCAAAAUAUUUACCUUUUAAUCAUCCAGACAUAUCAGUGAAAACAAAGCACCAUUAGUUAAUGAUAUUAUUAGUUCAACAUAUUUUUUAGAUAAUUAUUUUAGACACGAAUUUAAAACUAUUAAAAACUAAUGGGGCAGACAAAACUAACACAUCGCGUUCAGUACUACUAAGUUCGUCUGUUGAAUUAGCCGAAAAAGAAGAAUGUUCUUUAGCGACGCCAAACGUAAACAAGUCUUAUAUUAUAUUUUAGUAGGACUGCUCGCAAAUAAGCUUUUUAGCUUCAAUGUCGGAGCUCUUCGCGUCAAAAAAGAAGCGAAAACUGAUACGAAUGUUGCGCGUUCUUUUCGCAUUAAUGCCACAAACUUAAAAUGCGAGCACACAGUACCAAAUGUUAUCGAAUUCUUCGAAUGCCAGCUCACCUGGCGCAAUAAUCGUUCAUACAGUUCGGGUUCGCUGGUGCUACGAAAACCUAUCAGCAAGUUGAAAGCGGAUGUUGUGCUCGAUAUUUAUCAGGCGAAUGGCCGACUCGUGAAUGUUUUCAACAAAACAGUUGAUUGUUGUGCCAUUUUGUCCACUGGGAAACAUGGCUUGAAGAUAUUUGAUACUUUUCUAAAUGUAAUGUUCGCUACAGUCAAUGAGCGACCCACUUGUCCUUUGAAAGCGCAUUUUAAUUACACUAUUACCGAUUUCAACGUACCUGAAACAUUUUUGCCUGCUUAUAUUCCGAAGGCCAAAUUUCGCAGUGGCCUUUAUUUGAGCACAUCGGGACGACGAGCUGCUCGUGUCGUGGUUUUGGGGAAGGUGUUGAACUCAGUUUAAUGUAUUUCUAAACUGUUAACAUUCUAAAAUGUUGUAUAAGUCACUGUAAUUAAAAUAAUAAAUAACGGGUGGGCCAUCUGACGUUUUAAAUUUGAAUUAUCUAUAUUUCGACAUUGGAAACGUCAAAUACCAUUCGGAAAGUGACAGAUAUUCAGUAAAAAGUCUAAAAUUUACGAAAUGGGUCGCUAUUCACUAUUCUACAGUUCGCAGAUUGGGCAGAAGAUCGUUUGACCAAGGAUGGUCAAUUUUACCGAAAAAUCAUCUUUUCGAACGAGGCUCAUUUCCACCUCGAUGGUUA